AUGGCUAGUGGAGCCUCGGAGCUUCUAGAGCGCAAGAAGACAGGAGAAAUGACAAUUGUCGAUAUCCACACUCAUGUCUACCCCCCUGCAUAUAUGGACCUUCUCCGCUCCCGAGAUACAGUCCCCUAUGUGCGGACAUUCCCCCCCUCUACCGAGGAGCGACUCAUAAUUCUUCCAGGCGAAGACUCGUCCAACAGCUCCACAGCUCGCGGCCGCCCUAUCGGUCCUGAGUACUAUGAUUUCAGUUACAAGAUUGCCUUUAUGGACCAGCACAAGAUUGAUAUCUCUGUUGUUUCGCUCGCAAACCCCUGGCUUGAUUUCUUGCCUCCCUCUGAGGCUGCAGAGACAGCGAUGCUCAUCAAUGAUGAUAUGGACGCCAGCUGUGGACUAUACCCGGGCCGGUUAUAUGCCUUUGGAACACUUCCAUUGAGUGCAAGCGUGGAAGAGAUCACAGAAGAGAUUCGGAGGUUAAAAGGGAUGCCAUGGAUUAGGGGUGUUGUCAUGGGUACUUCUGGGCUAGGCAACGGACUAGAUGACGAGAGGUUGAACCCGGUGUAUGAAGCGCUGGAGGAGACUGGGCAGACAAUGUUUUUACAUCCUCAUUAUGGAUUGCCUACAGAGGUGUAUGGACCAAGGGCGUCCGAGUAUGGACAUGUUCUUCCCUUGGCGCUAGGUUUUCCCCUUGAAACGACGAUUGCAGUUGCGCGACUCAUCCUCUCUGGUGUCUUUGACAAGUACCCAGGCCUCACACUGCUCCUCGCUCACUCUGGCGGUACCCUCCCUUUCCUUGCGGGCCGCCUUGAGUCUGUUAUUGCACACGACGCGCAUCUCAAAGACACAAAUACAGCGCCUAAGAGAAGCAUUUGGGAUGUAUUAUCCAAGAAUCUCAUACUAGAUGCAGUGGUGUAUUCAUCGGUUGGAUUGAAGGCCGCAGUAGACGUAGCUGGUGCCGACAGAGUCUUAUUUGGGACUGAUCAUCCCUUCUUCCCACCUCUGGAGGGGGAGGAGGAUCAACCAUGGUUGAGCGUGACAACCAAUUACAAGGCCAUCAAUGAUUCAUUUGGGCUGGAGAGAGGGAUAGCGGAAGGUGUUUUGGGGGACAAUGCGGUAAGACUUUUGAAUUUGAGGUUUGGACGCCAAAGUACAGGGUGUGAUCUGGAGAAGAUCUAA
Molecule: messenger RNA, 1170 nt
Organism: Morchella importuna
Lineage: Eukaryota; Fungi; Ascomycota; Pezizomycetes; Pezizales; Morchellaceae
Exons: 5
Coding region: 1-1170 (389 amino acids)
Biological process (GO): secondary metabolic process
Cellular component (GO): cytosol; cytoplasm
Molecular function (GO): hydrolase activity; carboxy-lyase activity
Source: RefSeq, a predicted model, not a curated record